This is a messenger RNA of Podospora pseudocomata, 1344 nucleotides long. RefSeq lists its product as uncharacterized. The transcript has 3 exons. Bases 406 to 1344 code for a protein of 312 amino acids. The record is from RefSeq and is a predicted model, not a curated record. NCBI's taxonomy places the organism in Eukaryota, Fungi, Ascomycota, Sordariomycetes, Sordariales, Podosporaceae.
GCUGUGGGCCGGCUGAAUGGGCGGGAAGGAUCAAUGGUGUGUAACGAUAAGAGGUUAUUCCCGGUCUGACAGCGCUGAUUGGGGUUGCACGGCAUGGGCUGUGCCGGGCUGAUGGAAGGGCUGGAAGGGGAGGUUUAUCUCCGGACGGGGUUACCAAGGUUGGAUUCGAUGUCGAAUUUGGUGAUUGAUGUUUGAAGGUAGUAGCGCCUGUCUGGGGAGAGGAGCGUUAGUUUGGGGAUGGGAGGUGGUUCGAGAAUGGGGGCUGUGGUGGGAGUCUGAGUGGUGCAUGUGGAUAUAAGAUGAAAGGGGCAGAUCUUGGAUGGCGAUGAUGGUCCUGUAUCGAGAUUGAAAAAAAUCCAUCUGGCGAGAAGACACCCAGCCACAAAACCUCAGCGUCAGCGUAACAUGCACGGCAAACCGACCCACCCCCUAAAGGUGGUCAUCCCCCCUUCUAUUCUGCCAGAAGCAGUCUUCCACCCAGACCACGAGCAAAUCGACCGUCAUGUCAUGACAUACCUCGUCAGCACAUGGGAAUGGCCGUCGGAAAAACACAAACAGGCGUUCAUCAGUUGGAAGCUGAGCGAAGUCGUGCUGUUUAUGUUUCCCACGGGGGAGGCGGAGCGUGUGAAGCUCGCGUGUGAGCUUUUACUCUUAGGCUUCCUCAUGGAUGACUACUUUGACAAAAACACCCUCUCCACCAACGCCAGCACCGUCUCCUCUCUUCACUCCCUUUUGACCUCCCCCGAGAUGACUGUUCCGGUGACAACAAUCGACAGCAUGCACGCGGGUUUGUUUGCCAAGUUCUUGACGUACCCCAACUCGGCGCCUAUACUUGAAGCGUAUUUGGCUAUGCUUGACUGCCACUGUGUUCCCUCACGCGGACCAUCCUCACUCUCUUCUCUAAAAGAAUAUCUAGUGUUUAGGGAGACUGACGUUGGGAUGCCGAUUUGUGUUGAGUUACUCUACUGGACAGACCCCGCUCUGGCAGGUAUUACGGCUGAUGAGAAAAGGAUGUUGAGACCGUUGGAAAAACUGGCGAAUUAUCACGUCAGUAUAUUGAAUGAUGUUUUUAGUUUUGAGAGAGAAUGGCAAGCGGCGGAGAUGAAUGGAGAGGAGGGAGGGGCGUUGGUGAAUGGGGUUGCGGUUUUGGCGGGGGAGGUGGGUAUUGGGGUUGAGGCGGCGAGGGGGUUGUGUGUUAGGCUUGUGAGGGCUUGGGAGGGGGAGUUUGUGAGGUUGAAGGGGGAGAUGCUGGUCGAGGGGAGGUUGUGGAGGGCAGUGGAGGGGAUUGAGAGGAGGAUGAGUGGUGCGGAGGCUUUUUCUUGGAGGACGGGGAGGUAUUUGUGA